Molecule: messenger RNA, 2062 nt
Organism: Penaeus vannamei (Pacific white shrimp)
Lineage: Eukaryota; Metazoa; Arthropoda; Malacostraca; Decapoda; Penaeidae
Source: RefSeq, a predicted model, not a curated record
CCCUCUCCUAGUGCAUUACUCACCAAGGGCGCUCCUCUGGCCGAAGGACGCGGACGCUCACCGUUGCUUUGACCUCUUCUUCUUCUUCUUCUUCUCGCUUUCUCCCUUUCUCUCACAACGGAUAGAGAGAGAUAGAGGACAGAGAAGAAAACAUAGUCUAUUUCUCCUGACGUAUAGACAUAGGAAAGCAUACAGGUACACAAGAAACUUGAAGCAAAAACAAAAACACAAGAGACACGGCCACCUGUGGAAGUGUAUGUUAAAAAAAAAUAAAGAAAAUGAAUAGAUUUUUAUACAAGUAAAUCAGAGAAUGAGGAGAAACUGAAGCAAGAUUCACAACCACGAGAGGAAACCGAAGAAAGAAACACGAAGAUGAGUGCUUCGCGUUAUCACAAGGCAAUACCAGCCAGGGUAUCCCUCGCCUUCAUGACAGCGGCUGGUGUGAUGGUGUUAUACAUGCUGAGGAUCAACCUCUCUGUUGCGAUCGUCGCUAUGGUCGAGACCCCGAUUGCGAAGGGCGAGGGCAACACCUCCGCGCCGCCAGGGCCUCCUGUCUCUGAUCGAACCUCAUCCACUUUAACUCCCAUUUCCUGUCGCCCUCAGACCCCUUGGCUCAACCAGACGCGCGAAGGACAAGGAACGACCAACAACACGACUCAUGCAGAGAGUUACACUGACCUUCCCCUUGAUGAGCAGACCGGGGAUCGCAUCGUACUAUCCGGGACGCAGAAGGGGCUCAUCCUCGGUGCGUUCUUCUACGGCUACAUCUUCACGAACAUUCCCGGCGGUCGCUUGGCUGAAGUCUACGGAACGAAACGCGUGUUUGGAGGGUCAAUGCUAAUGAGCAGUCUGCUGACACUUGGCACCCCUCUGGCAACCCACCUGCACUAUUCAGUUCUCAUCGUUCUUAGAAUGAUGAUAGGCCUCUGUCAGGGCGUCGUGUACCCCGCCCUCCACGUGAUGGUGGCUCGCUGGAUCCCGCCCUUAGAACGCCCACGCUUCAUGUCCUUCACAUAUAUGGCGAACUGCGUGGGCUUGAUCCUGACGAUGCCUGCGUGUGGGUUCAUCAUCGAUGCCGUCGGCUGGCCCACGGUCUUCUACGCGAGCGGUUCGGUCUCUCUGGUCUGGGUGGUUCUCUGGUUCGCUCUCAUGCACGACUCCCCCGAACGGCACCCGAGGAUCUCGCCCGAAGAACGCCGGUACAUCCUGGAGGCGCUCGGGAAGGACGUGACUGUGAAGCCCAAGCGUACCCCAUGGCGCGGGAUAAUGACCAACCUGCCCCUGUGGUCCAUCAACAUGGCUCAUGUGGGUGCCAUGUUUGGCUUCACGCUCCUCAUGACCCACUUGCCUUCGUACAUGAGCAGCGUUCUCGGAUUCUCCAUCAAGAGUAAUGGGCUGCUGUCGGCCCUUCCGUUCCUGACGCAGUUCCUGGGCAGUAACGUGUGUGGCUUGCUGGGCGACUUCCUCCUCACAAGAGGCUACAUCACCGUCCUCACAUCGCGGAAGAUAUUCACCACCGUUUCUCUGGUGUUCCCCGCGGCCGUCCUCGUCGCCGUCGGGUACGUGGGCUGCAACAGCAUCGCCGCCGUCGCCAUCUUCCCCGUUGGCACAGCCUUCGCCGGCGCCAUCUGCUCCGGCUACCUGGCCAAUCACCACGACCUCUCGCCCAAUUUUGCGGGUACGAUUUAUGGCGUGACAAACACCAUCGCCUUCGGAGUGGGUAUGUGCGUGCCCGUGGUGGUGGGUGCCAUGACUCCGGACCAGAGUCUGGACCAAUGGCAGGCAGUGUUUUGGGUGUCGGCUGCGAUGUACUUGGGGACGUGGCUUUUCUAUGUCGUCUUCGCCUCCUCUGACAUCCAGCCGUGGAACAGCGAUGGAGGAGAAAGAGAGAAGGGAGUAAACGGGGUGGAGAAUAACCACGGCGAGGAAGAGCUGGAAUCUCUGAAUAAGACGAAGGAUGAGGCAUAAGGAGUUAGCUGAGGAAGGUGUCAUCAGGUCAAAGGAUGAAAUGAAAUGCAAAUAAAUAAAUAGAUUGAUGAUGUUUUUUAUAUCGAAUGGUGUA